Molecule: messenger RNA, 1389 nt
Organism: Verticillium nonalfalfae
Lineage: Eukaryota; Fungi; Ascomycota; Sordariomycetes; Glomerellales; Plectosphaerellaceae
Exons: 3
Coding region: 1-1389 (462 amino acids)
Biological process (GO): carbohydrate metabolic process
Molecular function (GO): alpha-amylase activity; calcium ion binding
Source: RefSeq, a predicted model, not a curated record
AUGAGGAUUUCCGCCUUGUUCGUCUCGGCGCUGCAGCUCGUGGCGAGCGUCCAGGCUGCCAGCACCGCAGAGUGGAAGACGCGCAGUAUCUACUUCGUCUUGACGGACCGUAUUGCUCGCAGCAGCACUGACACGGGCGGCAAUGCAUGUGGUAACCUCGGAAACUACUGUGGCGGCACGUUCCGUGGAUUGCAGUCGAAACUCGACUACAUCCAGGGCAUGGGUUUCGAUGCCAUAUGGAUCACUCCCGUCGUUGCCAACACCCCUGGAGGCUAUCACGGCUACUGGGCCCAGGACCUGUACUCGAUCAACUCCAACCUCGGCACUGCCGAUGAUUUGAAGAGUCUCGUCAAUGCCGCACACGCAAAGAACAUGUUCGUUAUGGUCGACGUGGUCGCCAACCACAUGGGCCAGGGAUCUAUCAGCAACUUGCGCCCGGAGCCGCUGAACCAGGCCAGCUCAUACCAUUCAGACUGCCAGAUCAACUAUAACAACCAAAACAGCGUCGAGAACUGCCGCAUCGCUGGUCUCCCGGACAUCAACACCAGCAACCCCGCUCUCCGCACCCUGCUCCAGAACUGGAUCGGCUGGCUCGUUGAGGAGUUUGGCUUUGACGGUAUCCGCAUCGAUACGGUCAAGCAUGUUGAGAAGGACUUCUGGCCGCCCUUCACCUGGGCUUCAGGCGUCUACUCGCUCGGCGAAGUCUUCGACGGCAACCCAGACUACCUCGCCGGCUACAACAAUCUCAUGAGCGGCCUGCUGAACUACGGCGUCUACUAUCCGAUGAACCGAUUCUACCAGCAGAAGAGUGCAUCGCCUCAGGAGCUCGUUGAUAUGCAGAACCGACUCAGCAACAUCGUCAGCGACCCCACAGCCUGGGCUACCUUCCUCGACAACCACGACAACCCGCGCUGGCUCAACCAGAAGAACGACCAGACACUACUGCAGAAUGCCCUCGCCUAUGUCAUCCUGGCGCGUGGCGUGCCCAUCGUGUACUAUGGUACUGAGCAGGGCUACGGCGGCGGCAAUGACCCUGCGAACCGCGAGGACCUUUGGAGGAGUGGCUUCAACACGAACUCUAAUCUCUACCAGGCCAUUGCCAAGCUCAACCGUGCGAAGAAGAACGCUGGUGGUCUGGCCGGUAACGACCAGGUCAACCUGCAGGUCUGGACCAACGCAUACGCGUGGAGCCGCGCCGGAGGCGAUCUCGUUGUGCUGACGACGAACUAUGGAUCGAGCCGCAACAGCGAAUACUGCUUCAACACGCAGAGGCCGAACACGACAUGGAAUGAUGUUUUUGGAUCUGGUACCUACACCUCGAAUGGAUCAGGCCAAGUCUGCGUCCAGAUUAGGAACGGGCUGCCCGUGGUGUUGGCUAUCAGGCGCUGA